Messenger RNA from Funneliformis geosporum, 1185 nucleotides. The record is from the annotation of a GenBank genome assembly. Lineage: Eukaryota; Fungi; Glomeromycota; Glomeromycetes; Glomerales; Glomeraceae.
AUGGUCUUAUGUGAUGAAAGGUCCAUACAGUUUACUGUAAUGGCUACUCCUGAAGUUUUAAAGAUUAAUGCUGAAUAUAUUCGUAUGGCCGAUCAAUAUAUCGAAGCACCUGGUGCUUCAGAAGGUGGAGGAGGAAAAGGAAUUAGUAAAGUGGAAAAUCCAGAUAAUUUUAAGCAAGCAUUUGCUCAGGUUCAAGGUGAAGUUCCUGGUUCACCGAUUUUUCAUCAUGCGACUUGCUCGAGAUGCUCGUCAUCUCGAAGUUCAAGUUUUAGCGGAUCAAUACGGAAUGCGAUCUCCUUUUUGGAAGAGAUUGUUCUGUUCAAAAGUCGUCAUCAAAAGAUCAUUGAAGAGGCUCCCGUUAAAAUUGCAAAACAAGAGACAUUUGAAUCGACGGAAAAGGCUGCUGUCAGAUUAGCUAGAUUAGUUGAACAUCCUACGACAGAAAUGGUUUCAGGUGUGAAUUUACCUGCUGCUCAAUUACAAAUCGCUAUGGGAAUUCCACUUCAUCAAAUUCGUUCCGAGAUCGAUUUGGAUUUUUCGGAUCCCGAGUCUCUUCAAAUUCAAAGGAGACCUGCACUAAAAGGUCAUGUAAUAGCCGUUCUUAUAACAGCGGAAAAUCAUGACGCACCAAGUAGUGGUAUGGUGCAUGAACUUUAUUUUCGCAGCAGCACGAAUGUUUGGGAUAUUUCUCGGUUAAUUCUGCCGGUGGCCUUCACGAGUUUGCUGAUUCUCAAUUUGGUCACAUUUUCGUUAUGGGGAGAAUCGUCAACAAUCUCGAAAGAAUAUGAUACUUUCGAAGAUAAUAGUUUUACAACGGGAUGGUUGAACAUGUUAAUAUCUGAUGAAAAUCUAACGGCCGAAAAGCCUGAUAAAAUGUUGGCUGUGAUAUGCGAAAAUGAUCCAACACAACUUCGUCCACUUUAUCCUGGAAAGCUUGUGAGAUGUUUGGUGGAGUCUGGCGAUCAUGUAAAAAGAGAUAUUGUAAGGUCAAGCAUAUUGAAGGCUGCAGUUAUAGAUAGUCAUUAUGGAGAUGAUGGUUAUGAUGGUUAUGAUUACCGAAGCCCAAGUUAUGAUUCUCUCAAAGAAUUAAUUGAUACGCGAUUUGCUGUUUUCGUAGUUCUUCCGAAUUCCUUUUAUCAUCAAGAUAGUUGGGUUGGGCUUGCCGUAUUAGAAGUUUACGCCUGA